GCCGUUUAGAACCAGGAUACCGCAUCUAUACACAGACUUAGCGCCGAAGCAAGCAAGCCUUCUCGAGCCUAGCCCCACAGCAGUUUUGGCAAGAUCUCGAGUUGUACACUACAAGCGUCAUCCUCGAUCACCACAGUUUGGAAGCGCCCUACUCGCGGAUCCAGCUUCAGCGACCUCCUCCAUCUUGAUUCCGAGCGGGCAUCACAAGUCGGUCUAGGCUCCAAUCUCGCCCUUCUGCCCUCCCUGCUUCGACUUCUCCCCUCCUCUGGCUUGUCCGCAGAGCAAUCGCGCUCGCGCUUCAUGUCUCCCUCCAAGACCCUGCCCGCCCAUCGCAAAACGGUGAUCCACAAUGUUCGUGUCUUCGAUAGCUGUACCGGCAACCUUGGAGCUUCCCAGACGGUGGUCAUUGAUGGUGACGUGAUCGGAUCGAGCACAGAAGGCGCCGACGAAACUGUCGAUGGCCAAGGAGGCGUUCUGCUGCCUGGCCUGAUUGACGCCCAUGUCCACCUUCACCACGAAGGCCAUCUCCGCGCGCUUGCCAAGCAUGGAGUCACAACCGCACUGGACAUGGCCACCUGGCCGGCAGAGAAGAUGAAUGGCCUUCGAGCAAGAGCGGGCUUGCCAGACAUCCUGAGCGCUGGCCUGCCCGCUACCGCGCCUGGCAGCAUCCACAGCCACAUCCUGCCCCUGCCAGAAGAGGCAAUGUUACGCGGUCCCGACGGUGCAGAUGCUUUUGUCGAGCACAGGAUUCAGGAGGGCUCUGACUACAUCAAGCUGAUUGCAGAUGUGCCAGGGCCCUCCCAGGCGACGCUAGACGCCUUAACACGAGCUGCACACGAGAAGCAGAAGAUGGUGGUGGUCCACGCAUCGGCCUCAACGCCAUUCAAGAUGGCCUUGGACGCCAAGGCUGACAUCAUCACCCAUGCGCCACGGGACCGUUGCGUUGAUGCGGAAUUGGUGGAGCGCAUGAAGGCGGAUGGCAUUGUUUCCGUGCCUACAUUGGUGAUGAUGCAAGAGAUCAGCAAACGCCCUCCGAUGAGUGCCAUGCUUGGGUUGCUCCGCUCGCCCUCUCUCUUCAUGGCGCUCGUUCGGUCAAACAGGAGUGCAGAGGGAAAGCAACAAUACGAACAUGCAAAAGAGUCCGUGGCCAUGAUGCACAGGGCUGGUGUGCCAAUCUUGGCGGGCACAGAUUGUCACGAGGAGCCGGGCACGUUUGUCAACGUGCAACAUGGCGAGUCGUUGCAUCGCGAGCUGCAGCUUCUCGUCGAGGCAGGCCUUUCUAAUGUCGAAGCUUUGCGUGCUGCCACCGUCCUCGCUGCAGAACACUUCGGGUUCCGUGAUCGCGGCAUUGUGAAGGAGGGAAAUCGUGCCGAUUUGGUGCUGCUCCGCGACGACCCUACACAGGACAUCCGGGCAACGCGUGCAAUCGAACGUGUCUGGUGUGCCGGCGUUCCGUUUGUAUUGUAGCUGAUCGAAGUGUGCAGCACGGCCAAAGAAAGGAUGUCGUUUCUGCGGCAACGACGGUAGUCGUGUCAACGGUGAAGGAGCCCGUUUUUUUUUCUGUUUUUUUGGAAGAUGGCUUCAUCAAGGGGUGUAAUCCAUUUAACAUCUUGAUAUUUCCAG
Acaromyces ingoldii is the source of this 1623-nucleotide messenger RNA. Its product is annotated as putative hydrolase. The transcript has a single exon. NCBI's taxonomy places the organism in Eukaryota, Fungi, Basidiomycota, Exobasidiomycetes, Exobasidiales, Cryptobasidiaceae. Gene Ontology annotation, molecular function: hydrolase activity, acting on carbon-nitrogen (but not peptide) bonds. The coding region runs from base 301 to 1467 and encodes 388 amino acids. The record is from RefSeq and is a predicted model, not a curated record.